GCUUGACCAUAGCAGAGAGAGGGGGAGGUAAGUAAUUAUUUAGGGGGAAGAAAGAAAGAAACAAAGUUGUCGACCGAGCAAGGCACACGGGAAGGAUUUUAUGAACAGAAGCUUCUCGCUUGAAUCUGUCUACGGGAGUGAUCACAACGAGCACUUUUUAACAUUGUUUUUGCGAUCUGCAAACUUUUCCGCUUCAGACCCGGGCAGGAUUUGAGCUUUAAAAAACUGCAAUGAUCAUAUAAUCUCCAGACAAGAGGAGACGGACCUCAGCGCCUGAAUUUUCAUUCAGUUAAUUUCAGUAUGUUUGUGUUUUCUGAGCACACCUGACUCUGAGAUGAAUGGCAGACGCAUGGACGUUCUUAGGGCGAGACAUUCACGCCGCUCUGGAUAAGUAUCCCAUCAAAAUAACUUGAAAUUGCAUGUUGAACUGGAAAACGUUACUAAAACGCAAACGUGGAUCCACACGAGGGCCCACAUAGGAGGCCCUCCACGGCCAUAGGUCACGGAAAGUGUCGCUUGAAGGGAUUGACUGGAGCUGCUCAGAUUUUCUAAACCAAUGGAGUCUCCAGUCCUAUACCUGUGUCCGUGUGUGUUCCACAUGAGGCUAACCAAAUGAGUCAGAGAAGACUAGCCAUGUAUCCACCCAAUCCAUGUCCCUGAAGUCUUAUUUAUAUUUUUGUAUUUAUUCUAAAAGUCUUUUGGCUUUCAGCUACUUUUAAGGCCAGUUUUUAUAUUAUUGUUAUACAAAUCCUCAUACUGUAUUUGAGGAAAUAUUUGCCUACUUUUGGACUUAUCGGUUAAUAUAAAAGGGACUUAACACAAAGUAUCAUUAUGGACAGGCCAAUAAGCAAGUUAUUGGAGAAAUUGAAGCUAACAGACUCUGGCAGUGUGAAAUUCAACAGUUCAAAGAAGAAGCAUGACUCAAGCAGCAACGCAAACAACAGUAAUGCCAACACUCCUGUGUCCACUGGUAGCUCUCUGCCCCCGGCUCCCAGUGCCUCACCCUCCAGACUGGGACAAUUUUCUCUGCCCCCCGUAACGUCCACGGACACUUCUCUCCCAGUGACCAGAGUGCCUCCAGGAGGAGGACCUGGAUCUGGGAUGGUAGCACCUCAACUUCUGACAUCUUCACAGAGCUCUACGACCUUGGCCCCAGACACUGAACCACCACUGCACCCCUCCACCCUGGCACCAGUGAGGCGGCGCUCCCCACAGCAGCGGGCGUCCUGUUACUUUGGUGAAGGCGUUGAUUCCCACCUGAGGCGGGAGUCUGGCCUAGGCCCUGAGUGUGACCCCUUUGGCUCGAAGGUGUCACUCAAUCAAAGACGCUACUCUCUGGAGCUCCAACAGCUGGUCAUGAGGCAGCAAUACCUGUCCCAGCCUCCUCCACUGUCUGUGCCCCCUUCAUACCCUUCCGUCACUGGGUACAGUUCAUCCCCCAGGGGCUUGGGAGAGACUGGAUAUCUUCCCGAGCCUGAGCGACACAAGCGCUUCUCAUUGCAAGAGGCGCUUUUCUACAAGCGGCUGAGCACUGGCAGUGACCUCUGGGAGAGCCCCAGGCCCGCUUCCCUGUCCCACCCUCCUCAACGGCCAUCUGAGGUGAGCGGAGGAGGUAUGGGAGGGGGCUUCUUCUAUCCCUCAGGACCAACCCUCAGCCCCUACUCUUCUCUGAGUCUUCAGGAGUCUGUGCUGGUAAGCCCAAGGUCUAGUUUUGCAUCCAGCACAGCUAGCGGUGGUGGUGGGGGUAGCCCUAUGGGAAGCCGCUGCAGCAGUAACCGGACCAGUGGUAUCAGCCUGGGCUAUGACUCGCGCUACUCAACUUCUGGUGGGCCUACCCCACAGCAGUCCCCUUCUGUCCCCACCGGCUCUGUGUGUGGAUAUGGACCCCCAGGUCGGUCUGGGAUGACCCCUGUAGAGGCCUGGAGUCAGUACCUAGAUGCAGGUGUACCCCCCAUUGGUCAGGACAGUCGCCACUCUUACCCUCCAGCUGUAGGCAGUCCAGCUGCAGUGUGUUACCAGACUGGUGCAGAGUGGUGGGAUGAGCAUCAAGCUGGGGCCCAGGGUAAAGAAGCACUGAGAGAGAGGGCUCGCUACUCUGACCAACCAGGGACCAGGUACCAAGAAGAGCUAACCAGGCUGUUGAUCCGGGAUGCAGCUCUGGAAGGGGAGGGGCUCCCAGGAUCUCUGAAACUGGAGCAGUGUGCUCCUGCCAUCUCCAAACCAAGUACUACACAGGCCUCCACUGCAGGACCAGCCAAAGCCUUAGAAAAUCUAGGCUCCUCAGGGCCCAGAGAGGUGACAGAGAAUCGACAAGAGUACUUUGGGACGUGUGUGAAGUGUGGGAAAGGAGUGUAUGGAGCCGACAAUGCCUGCCAAGCACUGGAGAGUCUGUACCACACUCGCUGCUUCACCUGCGUCUCAUGUGGACGCACCUUGAGAAACAAGGACUUUUACAAUGUCAACGGCUCUGUAUACUGUAAAGAGGAUUACAUGUUUUCAGGAUUCCAAGCGGCUGCGGAGAAGUGUAGUGUGUGUGGCCAUCUUAUUCUUGAACAGAUCCUGCAGGCUGUGGGGAAUUCAUACCAUCCAGGUUGUUUCCGCUGCGUAGUUUGCUCCAAGGCUCUGGAUGGCGUUCCUUUCACUGUGGAUCAACACAGCAAUAUCUACUGUGUUGCAGAUUACAACAAGACUUUUGCUCCUAAAUGUGCUGCCUGUUUACAACCCAUCCUGCCGUCUGAGGGCAGUGAAGAGAUCCUCAGGGUUGUAUCUAUGAACAAGGACUAUCACUUUGAGUGUUACCACUGUGAGGAGUGUGGAAAGCAGCUCUCUGAUAAACCUGGAUCACAGUGCUUCCCACUGGACUCUCAUCUGCUGUGCCACUCCUGCCACAUGAGCAGAGUGUGUGCCCCUCAAAACAUUCCCUCUCACAAUGCACACUGAUCGCCUGUGGAUGUGUCUAAGCUGGUCUUAACAUUUCAAUGUAGUUGUAGCGAAGAUGAGACAAUUUUCAAACUGCUGUUCAGGACAUUUCACCAGCCCCAUGGACAGAUGAUGUGCCUGCUGUAAUUCUUAUUGUUACUGUACCAUCGGGAAUGAAACUACUGUCCAUUUACUCCCAACCCAGAGGUGUCUGUUUGCUGUAGAAGAACAAGGGAUUUUGUUGUGUAUAUACGUAUUAGCAAAACAUUUGCACUUAAAUCUGACUUAACUGUAACAAUGAUUAUGUAAAUUCAUAAACUUGGGAGAAAAGAUCACUGUAAUUUCUGUAUGUAGUAAUAAAUGUCUCUCCAUAUAUUGCUGAUACAAAAACUACCACCAUUGAUAACCAUUUCCAUUUAUUCAUUUCAAUUCUCAGUACAUUCAGCACCUA
Molecule: messenger RNA, 3370 nt
Organism: Periophthalmus magnuspinnatus
Lineage: Eukaryota; Metazoa; Chordata; Actinopteri; Gobiiformes; Gobiidae
Gene: ajuba
Product: ajuba LIM protein
Exons: 9
Coding region: 832-2940 (702 amino acids)
Biological process (GO): cytoskeleton organization; negative regulation of hippo signaling; regulation of DNA-templated transcription
Cellular component (GO): transcription regulator complex; nucleus; P-body
Molecular function (GO): transcription corepressor activity
Source: RefSeq, a predicted model, not a curated record